AGUCGGCUCUCUGCAUGUCAUCUCAUAAUUAAGCGAGAUCCGUCUUACGAACUCAAUUUUGCACGUGAAAUGCAUUCUUCAGGAACAAAGCUUCCGUCGGAGAUAAACUCAUAAGGCAAGCUGAACGCGCGAAGCCGGGAAGUUGCCUCUGCGUUCCUGUAUGCAAGUCGGUUGUGGGCCUUGGAAAAGCGAACGACGUCAACAAAAUUUAGUCGCAUAUGCGAAGACUAAUAUCCACGGUCGAAAUCCGGUCGCUUUUGCAGAAUCAGCUUUCUGCAUCUUUGCCAUGGACUGAUUCGAUGUUAAACAGACGAAACUAGGAGACAUGUCGUUUCCGAUUCAUCUCCCAGUCGAAGCUUGGUCGAUUCAAGCUGUGGACAUGCAUACAUCUGGAGAGGCCUCGAGGAUCGUCUUCAAAGGAUAUCCUGCCCUUCAAGGUACGCUGCUCGAGCAGAGAGCGGAAGCAAAAGAGAAACAUGACCGUUUACGCCAAGCCCUCAUUCUGGAACCGCGUGGUCAUCCGGAGAUGUAUGGCGCGGUGCUGCGCCCUCAUACAGAACUAACCGCUACGAACGAAGCUCAUAUCGGCGUAUUGUUCUUGACGAAUGAAGGUUAUAGUACAAUGUGUGGCCAUGCGAGCAUUGCGCUUGGCCGUUUCUUAGUCGAUUGUCAUGAUUUGGAUGUUUUCGCUAUGAGGGAAACAUUGCCAUAUGACGAGUCAACGCGCACAGUCACGAUUCGUUUGCAUGCUCCUUGCGGUCUCGUCAUCCUCACCGUGCCUACGAUUCAAGGUGGUAGACUAGCAGAUGUAACCAGACCCGUUUCUUUCAUCAGCGUUCCUUCAUUCGCUGCUGGACUUGACCAACGUGUUUCAAUUCCUCCCUGUCUGGAAUGGCCGGAGCUGAACAACAGCCGUCAAGUAACAAUUGACAUAGGGUACGGGGGAGCGUUCUACGUGCUGAUCAAAGCUUCUGAGCUUGGCUUUCCUGCUGGGCUGAAAUGUCCGGAUUCACUGUCCGCUUUUGAUUUUGCAACAAAGAGAUUGAAAAGGGCCAUACAAGCAGACCCAGCGGUGCGGGAACUGAUCAAACAUCCAAUUCAUGAUGAUUUAAGUUUUCUGUACUCAGUAAUUGUGGUCGACGAUAGCAACGAUCAAGAUGACGACGCUAAUCAGGAAGAACUUGGUCUUUGCUUCUUUGGGGACCAACAGAUCGAUCGUUCACCAACUGGAGGUGGAGUUGCAGCUCGAGUUGCAGUGGCAUAUGCAAAAGGCAAGCGUAGAAUUGGCCAGUCGUGGACAUAUCAUUCCAUAGUCUCCAAGUUCAUGGGGAAGGGUGGGUUUACUUCAACAAUCGAAUCCGUCACUGCAAUGAGAGGCUCUGAUGGGCAGCACAUCGAAGCGCUAAAUGUCUGUAUUGCUGGCUUUGCCUACUAUACAGGUCGCCACGAAUUCGUCGUUGAGCAGGAAGAUCCUCUACAGGCUGGGUUUUUAUUCGACCGCAUUGUCUUCUAGUUUUUAACAGAGACCACACGAAUCCAUUUCUGCCAACAUGAUAUUGGUAAAGCAUUGACUUAACGUCUGAUCCACGCAAAGUUUCGUCUUGCGAAGAUCAGUGUUUAGCCCUCCCCAUUCGAAACACUACAUGUACCGCAAGACCCUCAUUUGAACGUUACCUUAGCAAUUAUAUAAGCUUGAAAGAACA
Messenger RNA from Verruconis gallopava, 1703 nucleotides. RefSeq lists its product as uncharacterized. The coding region runs from base 326 to 1513 and encodes 395 amino acids. The record is from RefSeq and is a predicted model, not a curated record. Gene Ontology annotation, molecular function: hydro-lyase activity. The transcript has a single exon. Lineage: Eukaryota; Fungi; Ascomycota; Dothideomycetes; Venturiales; Sympoventuriaceae.